This is a messenger RNA of Scylla paramamosain (green mud crab), 2249 nucleotides long. Its product is annotated as gastrula zinc finger protein XlCGF67.1-like. Gene Ontology annotation, cellular component: nucleus. Bases 847 to 1533 code for a protein of 228 amino acids. The transcript is spliced from 5 exons. Gene Ontology annotation, biological process: regulation of gene expression. NCBI's taxonomy places the organism in Eukaryota, Metazoa, Arthropoda, Malacostraca, Decapoda, Portunidae. The record is from RefSeq and is a predicted model, not a curated record.
GUUUAUUUAUGUAUUUAUCGGUUUAUUUGUCAAGAUAUCGUACGCUGGUGGUAUAUUGUUGUACCUGCCUUGGUUUUAGUGAUAUCGUACUUACUGUGUUUUUGUUGUUAUUUUGUGUUGAAAUUUAUGUUUUUUUUAUAUCAUAUUUAUCUAUCUGUUUAUUUAUUUAGUUAGUUUUUUUGCUAUAUCGUACAUUAUUGAGUCAUAUUACCGUACUUGGUCAGUUUAGGUAUCGUACUUUAUGCUUUUGUUCUUCUUUAUUUAUCUUAUUUGCUUUUCUGUAUCGUAUUUAAUGUCUAUUUUAUUUUAUUUUUGUAUAGCAUUCUUAUUUUGUGAUAUUGUGAUACCGUACUUAACGCUUAAUGCUUUGCAAUAUCGUACUUACUUGUGAUUAUCGUACUUAGUGUCUUUGAUUUGGUGACACGUGUCUGACGCUCUCUUCUCUUCUCCCCUCUCCUCCUCUUCCUCUUCCUCCCCACUUCUUCUUCUUCCCCCUCCUCCUCCUCUUCCUCCUCUUCACCACGACCACCAAUACCCUCCUCCUCCUCCUCGUCCUCCUUCCUCUUACCUUCCUCCUUCACCGGGCUCUCCACGUGUUCCCUCAUCUCCUUUCUCUCGUCCUCCUCCUCCUCGUUCUUCUCCCUUGUUCCUCUUCCUUCUUCCUCACCACCGCCACCACCACCACCACCACCACCACACAGACUGAGCCAGAAUCCACCACAACAUUGGCUGGCACACACCACUCCACCCAGCUUCCCCGAGGGUCCCCACAAGGCCACAAGGUAGGCCGUGCCAUGUGCUGCCGUGGCCUGUGCUGCAGUGGAGGCUGUGAGGCCGGGCAGCAGCAUGAGUUGCCAGCAGCAGCAGCGGUCUGCCUCAGGUGUGGGGAGACGCAGGCAUGGUGGCAGGAAUCAGCGGGAGGCAGGCAGCUCCGGCAACAAAGGAGAGGCAGAGUUUAAGUGUCAGUUAUGUAGCAAGAGUUUUACGAGUAGAACUGGGCUGAAGUACCACACCCUGACGCACAGUGACGUUAGAGACUACGAGUGUGACCAGUGUGGCAAAAAAUUCACAAGGAAGUUUUGCCUCACCACACACACCGUGACCCACAGCGGCGCCAGGAAUUAUGAGUGUGAAGAAUGUGGCAAGAAGUUCACCCAGAGGAGCUCCCUCGCCACACACACCCUGACUCACAGUGGCGUCAAAAACUACCAGUGUGAAGAGUGCGGCAAGAAAUUCCUCACAAAGGCCCAACUCUCCACGCACACCGUAACACACAGCGGUGCCAGAAAUUACCAGUGUGACGAGUGCGGCAAGAAAUUUACGCAGAAGGGCUCCCUCACCACACACGCCCUGACUCACAGCGGCGUAAAAAACUAUGAGUGCGAAGAGUGUGGGAAGAGAUUUGCCACCACUAGUGCUCUGAACACACACGCCUUCAGACACACUGGCUUGAGGGACUUUAAGUGUGACGUGUGCAGCAAGUGUUUUAAGACGAAACCGGAAAUUGUGCAGCACGUCAGGAUUCACUUUUAAGGUGUCUGUGGUGUUCCUGUUGUAGUGGUGGUGGUGGUGGUGGUGAUAAUCUUUGGUCUUGCAAGCUUAAAAUUCAAAUAAAAAAAACAUGCAGAAUUAGUUGUAUUUAAUUAAUUAGCUAUUUCAUUCUUGGCAUGGUCCAUAAUUAACGGUUUUAGCACAGACAGAUGGUGUUUUCCUUGCCUCCCGGAGUUCCCUUGAGCGAGGUAACAUGUUGAGCGAGGUACCAUUACAAACACAGGCUUCCUCAUUACCCACCAGCAGCUGCCACCCACCUGUCACCCGGCUUACUGUUGGCAGUAAGCUGGUGCCUUCCCUCGCAAUCCCCGGCUUGUCAGAUGAAGUCCAGCACAACACUAAUGAAACCACAAAAAAUAGAACAGGAAAAUUAGUGGCUAAAACAAGACUUGCCGCCAGAAUGCAGCGCCAAACAUCAACAAUAACAAACAGCCGGCAGCCAAUCCCUGCACUGCGCUCCUAUCCCAACAACAACAACAACAACAACAACAACAACAACAACAUGGACACACCUGGCCCUGCUGCAGCCACCCCAAAGAGAAGAAGAACGCCUAAAUGGUCUCUAGCUGUUUUUAUUUCCACUGCUACAUGAAUUACUGUUACGGAUCAUCUCUACCACUACCACGACCAAGGCCACCUCCGCCAUGUUGCCACGUCCACCUCGCCAUAUGCAUUUGCACCACCACCACCACCACCAC